Closterium sp. NIES-67 is the source of this 2652-nucleotide messenger RNA. The record is from the annotation of a GenBank genome assembly. NCBI's taxonomy places the organism in Eukaryota, Viridiplantae, Streptophyta, Zygnematophyceae, Desmidiales, Closteriaceae.
UACCAGGGCCUCAGAUAUCAGGAUGUUUUAUCCUGAAUUCCUGAUUUUCAGGAUGAGUAUGAGGUGCCAGACCUGAAAAAUCCGAUUAAAUGAAUUUCUGACCCUGUAAAUUCAGUAUGGUUAUCAUAUGACAACCCUGAGAACUCAGUAUAGUGUUCGUGUACCAGCCCUGACUGCUCACUCCCUUUCAUGCCUUGAAUCAUCCAACCAUUCUAGACGAUAGAGCUUGUGCUCGCUGGUCUGUUUCUCUGCUGUGAACCGCCCCCUCGUUAGGGGGCACUAUGCUUGCGCCAGGAUCUGACGACGAGGAGGAGGCUCCCGACGAUCCUUCUACAGCGUCCCACCCGGGUGCCGUGACAGGAUUAGACUUACUGCGAAGAAAUCCUCCCGCAUCGGCACCUCCCCCUCGAACGCACACCGCUGAAGUAGUAGAGGAGGCAUCUCGCCAUGUUGUAGCAACACCACCUCAGCGAAGCACUACGCCCCGCACUUCUUUUAAUCAAGGGUCGACCCGUAUUGGACCGCCGUCGAAGAAGCUCGAGCCCUCACGCUAUCGGCAGGCAACCCUGAGUUUCGGGCGGUCGCAAAACACUCCCGCUCCGACUCUGCACGUCGUCCCUCCUGUUGUUUCAGGACCAUCUACAGCUCCGACUUCGUCAUCGGACACCGAACUUGAAGACGUGGCCGAACGAAAGUACCAGGAGGCUCUCUGGCAAUUUAAAAAGCGGUGGAGUACUGACUUUCCUUGGCUUGUGCUUAAUCAGACCCGUGCAGGAUUCCCGGCUUUGAAGUGUAAGACUUGCAUGGAACAUGGCGGGCACGGAACGAACUACGGCAAGGGCGGAGAAGGUGCGACCGACGUCCAGACGCAGGCGAUGCAAAACCACCAGCGCACGCGGAAGCACAAGAGAGCGAUGCGGAGACAAGCCACCGCCACUGCGAUCGCUGAGGGGCAGCUGCGCAUGGAGGACUUGGCGAAAACACAUACCGUCCAGAGCGAGCGUGUUACUGCACUGCUGGAGACUCUGCUUUUCAUCUGUCAGUCCGACGCGCCCAUCGAGAUGUGGGUGCAACUUGUGCGGCACCUCUCAAAGCGACCUUCUCUGGAAGGCUCUCUUGUUGCUUACCUCGAUAGCAUCGGCAUCAGUCUCUCAAAGGUGUCGGGCAUCAGCACCGACGGUGCCGCAGUGAUGGUUGGAGCCACGAACGGGGUCGUUGGGCGCCUUCGACAGCGGAUCCCGCAUGUGGUUUCUGUCCACUGCAUAGCGCAUCGGGAAGCCCUCGCGGCCAGAGAUGCUGCCAACGCGCUGCCUGAGCUGGGAAUUGUGGAUGCCAUCAUCCGCGCGGUUGCUGAGCUGCUGGGGCGUUCACACAACUGGCACAAGAUGUUCAAGGACCUCCAAAAGAUCUUCACGGCGACAAAUCUGGAGAUGCAAGGGAUUCACCUUGUUCGGUGGCUCAGUCGUGGCGGCGCCAUUCUGAGGCUGGUGGCGGUGCUUCCUGCCGUCAUCGUUCUGCUGCACCUCUACGACAAACCCAUGUACCACAUCGUCACAUCGUACAAGUUUCACUUUUUCCUGUACUUCCUCGCCGACGUGCACGAGGAGCUCAACAGCCUCAAUCUGCUGUUCCAGAAGCGCGAGAUCGACCUGACGGGCGUGCAGUCGCAGGUACGGCGAACGAUCGUCUUCAUUCGUUCGCGCUACGUCAACUGCGGGCCUAACUUCGGCACGAACAGCGAUCGCCUGUCCAAGUUUCUGGAGCGCCACGCCAGCAACCGAGAUGUGAUCGUGCAGGGCGUCGAUGCAGACGGAAUGGAGCGAGUGCAUCAAUUCGAGCUUCACGAGGAGCCGCUGCCAAACUACACCACUGCCCGCGGCGACAAAGCUUCCUGCACGCUCACCUGUCGCUCCUACGCGACCGAGCUCAUCUACAACGUGCAGCUGCGGCUCGGCGACCUUGAGCGGCUCAACGGGUCAAAGCUGUGGAUGCCCCGAACAUGGCCGCGGAACACGGAGGCGAGGGACGAGGAGUGCGCCGAGCACUUUGACAGCGUGGUCGAACUCUUCCACGCCAGCGACCGCGUUGAAAUUCUGCCAGGAGUCGACAAGCGGCUGGCACGCAAGGAACUCAGCACCCUCGUGCCAGUGCUUGCUGGUGUGCCAAAAGAGGAGCAGCCAUUCCAUGCCGGACUUGCAGCCAUCCUGGAGACCAGCGACUGGCCGCGCAGCUACCCGAAUCUCGUGCGCCUGUGGGUGGCUGUGGCAGUGCUUCCUCUCAGCACUGUUGAGUGCGAGAGGGGAUUCUCGCGACAAAAUGUGAUUAAGAGCUGGAACCGGACGAGUCUGUGCAACGGGAAGCUGGAGGAUCUGAUGUGCAUGAGUUUGCUAGAGUAUGACAUGAACUGGGAUAGGGUCAUUGAGGUGUGGCGCGGCAUGAAGAAGAGACGGCCAAGGAGGGCCCACCAGAGCGAAGUGCGUGCGAGGAAGUCUGCCAAGGGCAAAGAGAAAGUGGUGGUGUUGUCCGAAGAGGAGCAUGAUGAUGAGGCACGAGCGGACGAUGAGAACAGCUGCUCCAGCAGCGGGUUUAGUUCUAGUGAUGAUGAGGAGGAUGGUGGAAACUUCUGAGUCGAGCCACAUGUAUGCUGCAGUA